AUGGAGUGGCAGUGGCUAAAGGACUGGUGGCGUUUAAAAUUAUGGAGAAACAAUAAAGAGAAAGAACAGAAUGUAGAUGACUUCUGUUAUUGUGAUGAUUGUUUACCAGAUGGCGAAUUGGAUCUCUGCGAGUCUCUGGAGGCCCACUGCGAUGGCGGUGGCAAGAAAGUGGUGGUCGGCGUAUGCGCCAUGGCCAAGAAGUCGCAGUCGAAGCCAAUGAAGGAAAUACUUACACGUCUUGAUGAGUUUGAAUACAUCAAGAUGCUUGUUUUCCCUGAGGAGGUUAUCCUUAAGAAACCAGUUGAGGAGUGGCCGAUCUGUGAUUGUCUAAUUUCCUUCCACUCAAAAGGCUUUCCCCUUGACAAAGCUAUUCAAUAUGAGAAGUUAAGGAAGCCAUAUGUUAUAAACAAUUUGCACAUGCAAUAUGAUAUACAGGACCGUAGAAGAGUUUACGCCAUAUUGGAGGGCGAAGGCAUUGAGAUUCCCCGUUACGCGGUGCUAGACAGGGAUUCGCCCGAUCCGAAGCAUCACGAGUUAGUGGAAUCGGAGGAUCACGUCGAGGUGAACGGUGUUGUGUUCAACAAGCCCUUCGUGGAAAAACCGGUGUCGGCGGAAGACCACAAUAUUUACAUUUACUAUCCGACCUCGGCGGGUGGCGGCAGUCAGCGGCUGUUUAGGAAGAUUGGUAGUCGCAGUAGUAUCUAUUCGCCAGAGUCUAGAGUACGCAAGACUGGUUCAUUCAUAUAUGAGGACUUUAUGCCCACUGAUGGUACCGACGUGAAGGUAUACACGGUGGGUCCGGACUACGCGCACGCGGAGGCGCGCAAGAGCCCCGCCCUGGACGGCAAGGUGGAGCGCGACUCCGAGGGCAAGGAGAUCCGCUACCCGGUCAUCCUCUCCAACCAGGAGAAGCUGAUAUCGCGCAAAGUGUGCCUCGCCUUCAAGCAGACCGUGUGCGGUUUCGACCUGUUGAGGGCGAACGGCAAGUCGUUCGUGUGCGACGUGAACGGCUUCUCGUUCGUGAAGAACUCGAACAAGUACUACGACGACUGCGCGAAGAUCCUCGGCAACAUGAUACUGCGCGAGCUGGCGCCGACCCUGCACAUACCGUGGUCGGUGCCCUUCCAGCUGGACGACCCGCCGAUCGUGCCCACCACCUUCGGCAAGAUGAUGGAGCUGCGCUGCGUCGUGGGCGUCAUCCGCCACGGGGACCGCACGCCCAAGCAGAAGAUGAAGGUCGAGGUGCGCCACCCGAGGUUCUUCGAAAUAUUCGAGAAGUACGAGGGCUUCAAGCGGGGCCACGUGAAGCUGAAGCGGCCGAAACAGCUGCAGGAGAUCCUGGACAUCGCGCGCGCCCUCCUGGCCGACAUACACACGCGCCACGCCGACCCCGAGAUCGAAGAGAAGCAGGGCAAACUGGAACAGCUCAAGAGCGUACUGGAGAUGUACGGCCACUUCUCUGGUAUCAAUCGCAAAGUGCAAAUGAAGUACCAGCCGCGCGGCCGGCCGCGUGGUUCCAGUUCCGACGACGGUAACCCGCCUGCGCACGCCGGCAGCGGCGGGGAGCCGUCGCUGGUGCUGAUACUGAAGUGGGGCGGCGAGCUGACCCCCGCCGGCCGCAUCCAGGCCGAGGAGCUGGGCCGCAUGUUCCGCUGCAUGUACCCCGGGGGACAGGGGCGCCACAUACCCGGCGAAGGCGGCACCCAGGGGCUGGGCCUGCUGCGCCUGCACUCGACGUUCCGCCACGACCUGAAGAUCUACGCGUCGGACGAGGGCCGCGUGCAGAUGACGGCGGCGGCCUUCGCCAAGGGGCUGCUGGCGCUGGAGGGCGAGCUCACGCCCAUACUGGUGCAGAUGGUCAAGUCGGCGAACACCAACGGGCUGCUCGACAACGACUGCGACUCCUCCAAAGUGCAGAACAUGGCGAAGGCGCGGCUGCACGACGCGAUGCAGGUGGACCGCGAGUUCAGCGAGGAGGAGCGGCUGCUGAUCAACCCGUGCGGCUCGCUGAGCAUCAGCGCCGCGAUGCAGCUGGUCAGCAACCCGGUGCGCUGCUGCGCGCACGUGCACUCGCUCAUACGCAGCCUCGUGCACAUCGUGCUCACCAAGAAGGACGACCCCAAGACCAAAGACACGAUACUGUAUCACGGCGAAACGUGGGAGCUGAUGGGGCGCCGCUGGGGCAAGAUCGAGAAGGACUUCUGCACGAAGAACAAGACAUACGACAUAUCGAAGAUCCCGGACAUCUACGACUGCAUCAAGUACGACCUGCAGCACAACCAGCACACGCUGCAGUUCGACCAGGCAGAGGAGUUGUACAUGUACGCCAAGUAUCUGGCUGACAUCGUCAUACCACAAGAAUACGGCCUCACAAUGCAAGAGAAGCUGACCAUCGGGCAGGGCAUUUGCACGCCGCUUCUGAAGAAAAUCCGAGCGGACUUGCAGAGAAACAUUGAGGAAUCCGGCGAGGAGACGGUCAACAGAUUAAAUCCGAGGUACAGUCACGGCGUGUCGAGUCCGGGCAGACACGUGCGCACGCGACUGUACUUCACGAGCGAGAGCCACGUGCACUCGCUGCUCACCGUGCUGCGGUUCGGCGGCCUGCUGGACGUCCUGAAAGACGAGCAAUGGCGCCGCGCGAUGGAGUACGUGUCGAUGGUGUCUGAGCUGAACUACAUGUCCCAGAUCGUGGUCAUGCUGUACGAGGAUCCGACGAAGGACCCAUGCUCCGAAGAGAGGUUCCACGUGGAGCUGCACUUCAGCCCGGGCGUGAACUGCUGCGUGCAGAAGAACCUGCCGCCGGGGCCCGGCUUCAGGCCGCACAGCCGCAACCACUCCACCACCAACAACUCGAGCUCCUCCGACGAGGUUAAGUGCAUCGAGGAGGAAGGAGAAGACGACCAGAUGGCCAGCCAGGAGACACUCCAACCGGAUCGCAUGGAUGAUAUGGAUAACACUUUCUUGCCCAAAAACUCAUCUAAAUGUAAAUUGAGACCUUCAGACCCCAUACCUAUAUGCAACCUGCACUACACCGUGAGCGGCCACGAGGCGUCCACGUUGGCGGCGCGCCUCAACGAGGAGUUGCGCGCGCGGAGCCACACGCCCACCGAAGUGCGGGAACAUGCGCAGAGCGAAGAAAAGGAAUCGAAAGAUUCCGACGAGCCGCAGCCGCGUGCCCGUAGCUACGACCAGCACAAGCAGAACCACGACAAUGGUAAGUCCCCGUGCGAUCGAACUUUGACGUCUGAUGGCGGGCGC
This is a messenger RNA of Iphiclides podalirius (scarce swallowtail), 3258 nucleotides long. NCBI's taxonomy places the organism in Eukaryota, Metazoa, Arthropoda, Insecta, Lepidoptera, Papilionidae. The record is from the annotation of a GenBank genome assembly.